AUUAUUUGGAUAUGCAUCGACCGUAAUUCGCUAUCAAGAGCUGCUGCUGAUUUUUCAGCAGCCGAGCUCCGUUUCCACAUAAAAGCCCAACCGAGAGAAUGCAUUUCCCAAAACUCGUCCUCUGAUUACACAAAAAGCUCGAAACCAGCGAGCAACAGGAGAUCGGAGAAGACGGAGCAGAAGAAGAAGAAAGGACGAUGGGUUUGGAGAGACUGCACAUCUGCCUAUUAAUAAAGGAGAUUCUUCUCAAGCUGGACAUCGAAUCUCUUUCCUCGCUUGCUUGCGUCAGCAAAGCCAUGAACUUCUCAGUCUCUCGGGCCCUUCCCUUUGUCUCCUCUCUCGAUCUCGCAUUUUAUCCGGAUGCGCAGAUUUUGAGUGGCAUUGUUGGUGGCUGCACAGGCCUCAUCAGCCUCACCGUUAACUGCCUCCGCCUCGAAAAUUCGGCAAUCAGAAAUGUUCUGGGGCCACAUAUCCAAGAACUGAAUUUGUUGAGCUGCUCUAUGCUGUCCUAUCAAGUCUUUGCUUCCAUUGGACAGACCUGCCCUAAUCUGAGGGUGCUUAUGCUAGAAUUGGUAGACUCGGAUAAGGAACUUAAGUUUUACCUGGACUGCAUGCUUAAUGGAUGCUUGUUCUUGGAGUCUUUAUCUCUUAAGAUUCGAGGGAGAGAUUUCGAUUCAACUGCUUUUCAGUCCAUUGAUUUCGUCCUACCUAGUACUCUUAAAAGCAUGAAGUUGCAGUCGGUGCUUGAGCAUGACGCGAUUCGUCUAGUUGAUCAAAGUAGAGUUGGUGCUGGCAGGAAUAAUGUGCAAAGAGCUCAUAUCAGCUUUCCCAUCUCUCCAUUGUCAUCUGGAUUGACAUUGCAGCGCUUGUCCCUCGUCUUAGAUGUUAUAUCUGAUCAGCUGAUCAUUGUCAUUGCCCGCAGUCUUCCCCAUUUGGUAGAGCUAGAUCUUGAAGAUAGACCACAUAUGGAACCACUUCCGAACCUCGACUUGACAAACACCGGGCUUCAAUAUGUGGCAUCCUGUCAUCAUUUGAUUGGAUUGUCUCUUGUACGAAGGAGACAAAACUACCAAAUUUCAUUCAAAAGAGUAACUGAUGUGGGCAUGUUUCUUCUUUCUGAGGGCUGCAAAGGUCUACAGUCAGUGAGACUCUGUGGGUUCUCCAAAGUCAGUGACGCAGGCUAUACAUCGAUCUUACAAUCAUGUCUGAACUUGAAGAAAUUUGAAGCUCGAAAUGCCUUCCGAUUGUCAGACUUGGCCUUUCUUAAUGUUAAUGAGUUCCCAUGUUCCCUUGUUGAGGUAAAAUUGCUGUCGUGUAGUUUUAUAACCAGUGAAGCUGUGAAGCAGCUGACCUGUUCCAGCACCUUGGAGGUGCUUUACCUCUGUGGCUGUAAGAGCAUAGCAGAUUCCUGCCUCAGUUCCAUCUCAUGUCUGCGUAGCUUAACCACGCUGAAUCUCACAGGAGCUGAUAUCACUGAUUACGGCUUGUCCAUUCUUGGCCAGGGGACUCCACCCAUUACUCAUUUGUGUCUCAGAUACUGUACAAGGGUGACCGACGAAGGAGUUUCUCUUUUAUUCGAUAGUGGAGGCACAAUUGGCAAAACUUUGUCGUCCCUGGAUUUAGGAUAUAUCCCGAAUAUAUCAGAUAAAGCCGUUCUUACAAUUGCCAUGGUCGGUACGGAGAUUACAGAGUUGUGUUUAAGAUGUUGCCUCUCUGUGACUGAUUCUUCCCUGGAAGUUUUGGCUGCAAGGAAAAGGUUCCGAGACGAAUGCAAACCACUUCGGAGGCUGGACCUUACAAGUUGCAGUGGUUUGUCUAUUGAUUCAUUGGUGUUGCUGAAGAGGCCUUCCUUCGCGGGACUACACUGGCUUGGUAUUGGGAAUACUUAUCUGUCUAGCAAAGGAUACGGAGCUCUGAGUGAUAUUUGUAACCAAAAGCCAUGGCUGAAGAUAUGUCUGGAAUGUUGUGAAAUGGGAUGUUAUGAUGGAUGGCAAUUCCAUGGAGGGAAAUAGAUAUCCUCUAUGAAACUCCCCUUUUAUCGAAAGUUAUUUCUCUGUCGAAGUACCGAGCAACAAAGCCAUUGACGAGGUAAAGAUGGCGGCCUAAUCUGCUCUAGCUGCUAUCACCAGUUGAAAAUAGAGAGCGUGCUCAGCAGAAGAGGUACAAAUUCCAGUCUUGGCUUGCAACAAUCAGUUUAUAAAACCCAUGUUUGAAAUUAAUGAUAGUUUAGUAAUGUUAGCUGAGACAUGUGGCGAAGGAAACUAAUUGACAAUAGAGGGAGUCGUUCAACUCCUUAGAAAAGUCCAUGAUGUUGCUUCUCUGAGACUAA
Messenger RNA from Malus domestica (apple), 2329 nucleotides. RefSeq names its product F-box protein At-B. The record is from RefSeq and is a predicted model, not a curated record. Gene Ontology annotation, biological process: SCF-dependent proteasomal ubiquitin-dependent protein catabolic process. NCBI's taxonomy places the organism in Eukaryota, Viridiplantae, Streptophyta, Magnoliopsida, Rosales, Rosaceae. Gene Ontology annotation, molecular function: protein binding. Gene Ontology annotation, cellular component: SCF ubiquitin ligase complex.